AUGGCAUCAAGGUCCGGGAGCCGUGACAAGCUGAUACGGUCACCGUCAUCCUCGACGAGCGGCGAGUUUCUAGCACAAACCCCCCGCAAAUCCAUAAGUAAAAAGCGCAAGCGAGAUGCCAACGUUUAUGAUGCUGUAGCAGGCCGUGUGACAACCACCUCGGCCCUGGAUGAUGGGCCUGGCCUAGAAGAAGCACAUCCGCGGUACCAACGCGCCUCACUUCGGGAUCCAACGUUGGCACCAGAAGAAGUCCUGUUCCGGAGAGCUGGGGCUCCCGUCCGGUAUGCGGAAAAGGACAUAUACUUUGCCCAGGAGCAGCUGCCAGGCGCAGGGCACAGGACAUUACCAGACAGCGACAUGUUGAAGGCUAUUCAUCACUAUUCGAGUCAUUUCUACUGGGCUCUCGCCACGGGACAUAACCGACUGGGCAAUGGAGGCGCAAAGAGUCAUGAAAUUGUGGAUGAGCAGAGCAUGGACGAGACGGCGCUCCUAGCCCUCGGGAUCCUGCUUGAAGAGGCCGGUCGGGAGGCCCUUGGGAAAAGGGGCGACCUGGUCUUCACAGAGGGAAUGCCUUCGGGAGACGACGGACAGUUGAAGAGCAGAUGUGACGGACCAUUUAGCUUCCUUGACACACUACCAACGCCAGUGGCGGAGCGCAGCGCAACAACAGAAAUGGAACAGCAUGGUUGA
Messenger RNA from Neoarthrinium moseri, 690 nucleotides. RefSeq lists its product as uncharacterized. Lineage: Eukaryota; Fungi; Ascomycota; Sordariomycetes; Amphisphaeriales; Apiosporaceae. Gene Ontology annotation, cellular component: RNA polymerase I upstream activating factor complex. The transcript is spliced from 2 exons. Gene Ontology annotation, molecular function: RNA polymerase I cis-regulatory region sequence-specific DNA binding. The record is from RefSeq and is a predicted model, not a curated record. Bases 1 to 690 code for a protein of 229 amino acids. Gene Ontology annotation, biological process: nucleolar large rRNA transcription by RNA polymerase I.